Messenger RNA from Acinonyx jubatus (cheetah), 4182 nucleotides. It is a transcript of the gene CLIP3, whose product is annotated as CAP-Gly domain containing linker protein 3. The record is from RefSeq and is a predicted model, not a curated record. Gene Ontology annotation, cellular component: nucleus; cytoplasm; microtubule plus-end. The transcript is spliced from 14 exons. The coding region runs from base 1041 to 2684 and encodes 547 amino acids. Lineage: Eukaryota; Metazoa; Chordata; Mammalia; Carnivora; Felidae. Gene Ontology annotation, molecular function: microtubule plus-end binding. Gene Ontology annotation, biological process: cytoplasmic microtubule organization.
AGGGUGGGAGGCAAAGUAGCCCAGUCCUCUUUGGGCUGGAGUGGUAGGCAGUGCCAGCUCUGGUCACCAGGCAAGAGUGACAGCCAAACCAGGGUGAUGGAGCCAGGAAGGCUUGGACUCUGAGCUGGCUCCAGGAGGUCUUCCCCCAAGGGGAGAUACAGGUUCCGAGAGGGUUGGAGGGGUUCAUUGGCAGAUCUGGCCCCUACACACUGCUACAGCCAUAUGUAGCAUGGUGAUGAAGAGCCCAGACUCUCCAGCCAGGCCGUCUGGUUUCCAGCAGGCUGUCUGGUUUCUUAGCUCCAGCAUCUGCUUGCUGUGUGCCCUUGGGCAAGUAGCUUAACCUCUCUAAACCUGGUAAGUGCUCUCUGAGCACUCAGUGACGAUAACCACGGUAACUAAUGACCCUCGAUGAUGAAAGGAGUCUACAAAAUCAUCCCUCUGAGACACCCCUUAUAUGCGGUGACCAUGGAGAAGGGUCAGGUCUGAGAUCUCAGAGAGAGGAAAACACUCAUAACCACCACCACACUGAGACCCCUGCCCUAACUGGCCUGGUUUGUGGGCCUGCGGGAAGGAAGGCUCUGUCCCGGGGACGGACAAAAAAACUGUGCCCGCUUUCCCAUCCCUCUCCUUCUUGCCCUUGUCUCUGCUUCAUCUCUUUCUGUUUUGAUGUCUCACAUCCUUUUUCGUGGCCAUCUCUUCUUUUCUCUCCAUCUUCCGUGUCUAUCCUCUUCACGACGACGCUGCCUCAAGCCCUUUCAUCAAAGCCUGGAGCCUCCCAGGAUCUCCGCCCCCGCGCCUGGUUGGGGGUAUCACUGCGCAUGCGCAUCAGCGCCCCUCCUUCUCCACCCCCAUCCCCUGUCGGCGUCUGGGCCUCGUCCCCUUCUGUCUCCCUCUCCUCCCCCAUCACUUCCCCCAACACUGACACCCCAUUACUCCAGUCUCCCCAGUCUCAGCUUUGGUCCCCAGCCCCAUCAGUCCGAGGAUUGGCCUGAAAGCCGCCCCCAAAUCUGCACCCGCCCCCCGGAGGGCCACUGAAGACCAUGACUAAGACAGAUCCCGCUCCCAUGGCCCCCCCACUACGCGGGGAGGAAGAAGAAGAGGAGGAAGAGGAUGAGCUGGUCCCUGAGGCCCCCAGCCCCACCCAGGAGCGCCGGCAGAAGCCUGUUGUGCACCCCUCGGCGCCUGCCCCCCUCCCCAAGGACUACGCCUUCACGUUCUUCGACCCCAAUGACCCGGCGUGCCAGGAGAUUCUUUUUGACCCGCAGACCACCAUCCCUGAGCUGUUUGCCAUCGUGCGCCAGUGGGUGCCCCAAGUCCAGCACAAGAUUGAUGUCAUCGGCAAUGAGAUUCUGCGUCGAGGCUGCCAUGUGAAUGACCGUGAUGGGCUGACCGACAUGACACUGCUCCACUAUGCGUGCAAGGCUGGAGCCCAUGGAGUCGGGGACCCUGCGGCGGCUGUGCGCCUUUCACAGCAGCUGCUGGCGCUGGGUGCGGACGUAACACUGCGCAGCCGCUGGACCAACAUGAAUGCGCUUCACUACGCUGCCUACUUCGACGUUCCCGACCUUGUGCGCGUGCUGCUGAAGGGCGCCCGGCCGAGAGUGGUGAACUCCACGUGCAGUGACUUCAACCACGGCUCAGCCCUGCACAUCGCUGCCUCCAACCUGUGCCUGGGCGCAGCCAAAUGUUUGCUGGAGCAUGGUGCCAACCCGGCGCUGCGGAACCGAAAGGGACAGGUGCCAGCAGAGGUGGUCCCAGACCCCAUGGACAUGUCCCUGGACAAGGCAGAGGCAGCGCUGGUGGCCAAGGAGCUGCGAACACUGCUGGAGGAGGCUGUGCCACUCUCCUGUGCCCUCCCCAAGGUCACACUACCCAACUAUGACAACGUCCCAGGCAAUCUCAUGCUCAGUGCAUUGGGCCUGCGUCUGGGAGACCGCGUGCUGCUGGAUGGCCAGAAGACGGGCACACUUCGGUUCUGCGGGACCACGGAGUUCGCCAGUGGCCAGUGGGUGGGCGUGGAGCUGGAUGAACCCGAGGGCAAGAAUGAUGGCAGUGUUGGGGGUGUCCGGUACUUCAUCUGCCCUCCCAAGCAGGGUCUCUUUGCUUCUGUGUCCAAGAUCUCCAAAGUAGUGGAUGCACCCCCCUCAUCAGUCACCUCCACACCUCGGACUCCUCGGAUGGACUUUUCCCGUGUCACUGGGAAAGGCCGCAGGGAACAUAAAGGCAAGAAGAAGCCCCCAUCAUCCCCAUCUCUGGGGAGCCUGCAGCAGCGAGAGGGAGCCAAGGCUGAGGUUGGAGACCAAGUCCUCGUUGCUGGCCAGAAGCAAGGGAUUGUGCGCUUCUAUGGGAAGACAGACUUUGCCCCAGGUUACUGGUAUGGCAUUGAGCUAGACCAGCCCACUGGAAAGCAUGAUGGCUCUGUCUUCGGUGUCCGGUACUUUACCUGUCCCCCGCGGCAUGGAGUCUUUGCACCAGCAUCCCGAAUUCAGAGGAUUGGUGGAUCCACUGACCCCCCUGGGGACAAUGUGGGAGCCAAAAAAGUGCAUCAAGUGACAAUGACACAGCCCAAACGCACUUUCACGACAGUCCGGACCCCAAAGGACAUCGCAUCAGAGAACUCCAUCUCCAGGUUGCUCUUCUGCUGCUGGUUUCCCUGGAUGCUGAGGGCAGAGAUGCAGUCUUAGAGGCCUGGAUACCUGACAGAGUCACAGAGUCCCCUCUAGCAUCUCCUGACACAAGGAGCCCCUGAAUCACCCUGAGAUAGAGAUUCCCAGUAACACAUCCAGAAUAGAGACCCCAUUAGCCAGCCCUGGAUCACUGAGGCCCCAUUAUUAACAGAUUCCCUCAUGAUAACCCCCAAAUACAGACCCCAAGGUACCCAGAAAGAGAUUCCUUGAGUGUAGCACCUUCAGGCUAGUCCCUAUCCCCAACCCCUCAGAGCAGACCCCCAAUAACAUAUUUCCACAUCACCUCAAAUGAUGGUGACCUCUACAUAAUGCUCCAGAGCAGAACAUUCCUGAAUCAUUCAUUACUGGAUCAGAACCCUCCCCCAUUAACAAAGACUCCUCCUCUGUCAAGUCCCCUUGAAAUAAACAUAGGUCAUGCCUCCAGAGCAACAGAGUAACAGACCUACAUUUAACAUCAGUCCCCUCAAGAUGUUGUGACCCCCCAUGGUCACCCCAAAAGCUUACACUGCAAUCAGAGACUCCCUACAUUAACAAAGACCCCUGUUCUUACAGAAGAGACACACAUUAACCAGUCCACUGUCACCCCCAAUUUACAGACACCAAAACAGUCCUGGAAGUGCUAAUUACAGGACCCCUAAGUCUUCCUACCCUCUGCGCCCUCAAGAAACCCCCAGUGCCUUGUAUGAAGCCCACCCCACAUGGCCCACAGCCCCUGUGCUGGUCAGGCUCCCAGAAAAUUCUCUAUUUUUUAAGUAACGACUUCCCCCUUUGGGGGACCCCAAAAUUUAGAGGCCCCAUUCUGUGACUCUCGGGAUCCCAAACCCCAGAGUACAAGUCCCAUACUCCCCUGUGUCCCCAAGUCCUACAGCCCCUAGAGGAUCCCAAGGCCCUAACUACCAGGAUCCUCAAAUCAUGGAAUCCCCAAAUCCCCAGGGAAUCCCAAAUUAAAAAAUUCAAUCCCAAGCCCCCAGGAAACCCCAAUCACGGAGGUCCUUGUGCCUGGGAUGGAGGAGACUGCAGUGAGGAUAUGCAUCCCGGGCUCCCAGGGCACCUCAAGCCCACUUCAUAGGCACCAGGAGACCCCAAACAGGAAUUCUCAUCCCUGGAAACUGGAGCACUUCAAUGCCCUGAGUCGUUGGAUCUCAAGACACCCAAAUGCAAAGAGCCCCAGCCCCAAGGGAACCCCACAUCCUAAAGCCUCCAUCUCUAAUACAUGAAGGGCCCCAAGGCCUUGAGGGGAUCCCAAAUCCUGGAACCCCUAUUUCAAUCUAUGUUCUGGUCACAGGUCCAAAACACCAAAUCUGAGUCACUGGCCCCAAAGGACCUCACAGCACUCGAGCCAGACCAACGGCCUGAGGGAGAACCUGAAGGCCCAGGGGGUCCAGGGUGGACCCGGGGCCCUGACCACCAAGGACAGCUCACGACUGCCCCUUCACUGCAUGUCCCUGAAUUCAGCAUGACCCCUGUCCCCUUCAAUAAAGAUGUUUCUAUGGUU